AUGCCACCGAACCGCCCGUCUGCUGAAGAGUAUCCGGUGGAUAUUGUGGAUUUACAGGAUGAUUUUCAGCCGAUGAAAACGUUGGAAAUGGUUCUGGACGAAGAGAAUCAUAUGCAUCGGUAUUGGAUCUAUUUGAAGUGUAUGAAGUGGCAAAUCGAGUUGCGUGCCAACUCACUCGAGUGCUUCGCCGCCUACUUCAAAGCGCCCGCCACGUGGUCAGCUGAAAUCGAAUUCGAGCUCCGAACCCACAUCACGAACUCAGUGAGAUCCGAGAAGUUUGUCGCUCGUUUCACUGGAAACAAUCAUAUUUAUUUCCGUGCUCUGAAACUCCAGGAGCAUAUUUCAAGAGAGAAUAUCAAGGCGUUGAAAGUGGAGUUGGUGAUGAAUCUGGUGCGAGUUCACAACUUUGGAAUGGUCUAUGAAUAUUUCGAUAUGAUGCCAGAUGGAGAGAGCACUCUUUUGAAAGUGGAAGAUAGACUGAUUCGAGUGAAUAAGAGAUAUCUGUCGAUGAUGUCUCCAUUCUUCAAAGCUCUCUUCUAUGGAGAACUCGGUCAAGAUCUCGAGAUUCAUGAAUUGAAGGAGAAGUUCAGAGAGAUGAUUUGCUUCAUUCGAUGUCUUUAUCCACAUCGACAACCUGUGACGAAAAAAUCGUUGGAUUUCCUUCUCCAAAUGGCGGAUCGUUAUCAGUGUCAACCGAUGGUCGAUGCAUGUGAGAUGUUCAUGUGUGCCCAUUAUCAUGAGUAUCAAAAGAAGACGGAGAAAUGCUUCUCGUAUGUCGAAAAGUUCAAGAUGCAGAGACUUUUGCGCAUCAUCGUGGAAUACGUGGCCGUCACCCAAACAACACAACAAUUCCGUGCACAAACGUACUGGCGUGAUCUCUCCGAGAAGACUCAACUCGCCGUGCUUGAAUUCAUGGCAAAAAAUGCGACUCGUCGUGGCAAAGAGUUGGAACGUCGUCGUGGAGUGAAUGCUCAUCGUGCGAAUAUCGAUCCGAUCGAUGAUCAGGGACCACCGAAUGGACGACUUAUCGGGAUUGCUGACCCGGUUCGGAAUGCUGAUCCACGACCACCACCACCUAGAUACAUCAGACAGUGGGGAGCAGUUAGACAUGUAGUUUAUGAGUAA
Caenorhabditis remanei is the source of this 1125-nucleotide messenger RNA. RefSeq lists its product as uncharacterized. The record is from RefSeq and is a predicted model, not a curated record. Gene Ontology annotation, molecular function: protein binding. The transcript is spliced from 4 exons. NCBI's taxonomy places the organism in Eukaryota, Metazoa, Nematoda, Chromadorea, Rhabditida, Rhabditidae. Bases 1 to 1125 code for a protein of 374 amino acids.